CAGCUUCUCACAUCGGUGUCCAUUCUCCUCCGUUAGCUUUGCUAGCUAGCUAACACAGCCCCCGUAGCAGCAGCCAGUAGCUCACUGGUGUCCACCUCUAGGCCUCUCGGGUGAACCAGAGCAGAUCCAUGGCGCCCUCUCGUCGCAUGGCCGCAUCCGCCCUCCUGCUGCUGGUCCUCCUCGUCGCCACAGAGAUCGGGGCGACGAGGACCAAGGUGGCGGAGGCGCGGGACUGCCUGUCGCAGAGCCACAAGUUCAAGGGCGCGUGUCUCAGCAGCAGCAACUGCGCCGGCGUGUGCCGCACCGAGAACUUCCCCGACGGCGAGUGCCACACGCACAACUUCGCGCGCAAGUGCUUCUGCAAGAGGGCCUGCUAGCCCGCCUGCUCGACCCGGCCGGCCACCGCCGCCUCGUCCCAUGGUAGCUACCCAGCCACUAGAUCGUCCGUGCCGUCUGCUAGAUCUGUUCGUCAGUGCGUUCCGGUUCGUCAGUAGUAGCUGUUCGUGUGUCUGUGUGCCGUAAUAAAGUAGGAAAUCAACCGGGGUCUCGGUAGUUUGGUUCGCCGCACGUCGCGUUUGUGUCUGCUUUGUGUGGUAAUGUAAUCGUUGUUUCAGCACGGACGGACGUGUGCAAUGCAUUCCCCUCUGUCUCUGUCAGUGUGAUCGGUUGUUUUGUGUGUUAUUAAAUCAGCAUCUACAAAGAGAACUGCUGUUAUUGUGACUA
Triticum aestivum (bread wheat) is the source of this 723-nucleotide messenger RNA. Its product is annotated as defensin-like protein CAL1. Gene Ontology annotation, biological process: defense response. The coding region runs from base 129 to 377 and encodes 82 amino acids. The transcript has 2 exons. NCBI's taxonomy places the organism in Eukaryota, Viridiplantae, Streptophyta, Magnoliopsida, Poales, Poaceae. The record is from RefSeq and is a predicted model, not a curated record.